CUCUGCAAACAUUUUCUUUUGGCCCUUCGGUCCUGCGCGCCGCCUGCUGUGGGAGCAGACGCGUGGUCACCGCAGUGGCGGCCAGCACAGGCCCCGGCCGGACCCCUGCCUCCCCCGCACCCUCAGCUCCACGCCCCACAGCAGCUCAGUCUCGUUCUCGGGGCCUCAUUUUUCUCAUCUGCAGAAUUCCCACAGGGAAUGCUGUUCACGGGCCACGUUCUGGCAGCGCUUUGCCGAAACUAAAGCCUGAAUCUUGCUGCCAUGACCAAGGGAAGCACGACGUUUAUCACGUCGUGGAAUCCUAUAGAAUAGAAAGAGAAGUUGAAGACCACGUGGCAUUUUUAAUAACAGUCCCAACUGCCCUGGCGAUUUUCUUUGCGAUAUUCAUCCUCGUGUGCAUCGAGUCCGUGUUUAAGAAGUUGCUGCGCCUUUUCUCUUUGCUGAUAUGGAUAUGUCUAGUGGCCAUGGGGUACCUGUUCAUGUGUUUUGGCGGCACCGUCUCCCCCUGGGACCAGGUGUCCUUCUUCCUCUUCAUCAUCUUCGUGGUAUACACCAUGCUGCCCUUCAACAUGCGCGACGCCGUCAUCGCCAGCGUGCUCACAGCCUCCUCCCACACCAUCGUGCUGAGCGCCUGCCUGUCUGCAACGCCGGGGGCCAAGGAGCACCUGGUCUGGCAGAUCCUGGCCAACGUGAUCAUUUUCAUCUGUGGGAGCCUGGCGGGGGCGUACCACAAGCACCUCAUGGAGCUCGCUCUGCAGCAGACCUACCAAGACACGUGCAAUUGUAUCAAGUCCCGGAUCAAGCUGGAGUUCGAAAAGCGUCAGCAGGUAAAAGGCAUUUUUCAGUCUCACUUCCGCACUAUUUGA
Hyaena hyaena (striped hyena) is the source of this 866-nucleotide messenger RNA. Its product is annotated as adenylate cyclase type 2-like. The record is from RefSeq and is a predicted model, not a curated record. Gene Ontology annotation, molecular function: adenylate cyclase activity. Lineage: Eukaryota; Metazoa; Chordata; Mammalia; Carnivora; Hyaenidae. Gene Ontology annotation, biological process: cAMP biosynthetic process; adenylate cyclase-inhibiting G protein-coupled receptor signaling pathway; adenylate cyclase-activating G protein-coupled receptor signaling pathway. The transcript is spliced from 5 exons. The annotation marks the transcript as partial.